AUGGCAAAUAUAGAAAUGAAUGACAAAUUUCAAAGUCCAAUUUCUAUUGUGGUAAAAAGUGAGCCAAUAGAGUGUGAUGUGGACAUUAAAGUGGAGCCCCCAGAUGAAGAAGCUUCAGUUGAAGUUACUUCUAGCAUUAAAAAGGAAUAUGAAGAAGGAACGGUUGAAAAUUUGACUGUUAAAGAGGAAUAUGAUUGUAAUGCAGUUGAACAUAUAACAGUGAAGAUUGAACCUACUUUUUAUAGUAGCGAUGAUGAAUUGGACCUAGCCAGCUAUGCCCUAGCUAAAUGUGAAGAGGCUGCUCAACCAAAUAACAAUAUACGUAGCUUGAGAACUCGCACAAAGAAACCACGGAAGUCAAACGAUAGUGAUGAGGACUAUAGGCCACCGAAAAAGAAGAAAAAGGUUAUAAAUGAAAUAGUGAAGAAAACAUAUACAAACAAGGCAAAGAAAAAAGAAAACUGCUACUCCGACAAUGUGACAAAGAACAUAGAGCUAGUGACCAUCACGGAGGGAGAGAGACAGAUAGAGUUCAAAGACCUCUGGCAGAGUCGCAGACACAUGCGGUACUUUUGUGAGGACUGCGCUAUAGGCUUCGUUAUGGAGGAGCCGUAUUUGUUGCAUAUGAAAAGCCAUGCGCCGGAAGCAGGCGAGUUGAUGUGCGACAUAUGUCGCUGUCGCGGCAACAACAAGGAGCAAAUGUACAAGCAUAAACUACGACAUUACCGACGCUACCGCUGCGCCAUCUGCCGGCGUGUGUUUAAAGACAAGGAGACAGCGUCGAGUCACGUGAUGAGCGAACACGUUCACGAAGCGUUCAUCUGUGGAGAGUGCGGCAAGGGAUUCAGGAGACCAGCCUACCUCAAGAAACAUGUGGCGCAACAACAUACAAUAGGGCAACGACACGAGUGUCCUAUAUGCGAGCGCGUGUUCUUCCACCGAAGCAUGUAUAACACACACGUUAGGCGACACAACGAAGAAGUCCGCAACCCAGUCACCCAGCGCUUCAUCUGCGACCUCUGCUCCAAGCAUCUCAAGACCAAGCAAGCGUUACGGCGCCAUCUAGCGGUACACGAAAGAACUAGCAACAUGCCGUGCUCGCUCUGUCCUUCCAUGUUUUAUACGAAGAAGGGACUAAGGCUACAUGAGCUCAACAAGCAUUCUGACGAUAAAGAACGUCGAAUGCUUCAGCGGUGUCCACAGUGUGAACGCGAGUGUACCACGCCCGCUUUGCUGAGGCAACAUAUCAGGAGGAUGCACACUGAUAGGACCAAGAAGUACCAAUGCGACGACUGCAAACGUUUCUACUGGAGCAAAGGCGAGUUACGCUCCCACAUCGUCUGGUCGCACGCCCCGAGCCGCGGCAAGCGCGCCCUCUUCUGCUGCGGGCGCGAAUUCCGUACACGAAGCAGACUUAAAGACCACAUAGCGAUACACCAUUUGGGGCACGAGAGGGAAAGGAUACAUAAGUGCGACCAGUGCGACAAGGCUUUCGCGGUGAGUUUUUAUUCUUUUCAAAAGUGUCUGCUGGAGCAAUGCGUCUGCUGGAGCAAAGGCGAGUUACGCUCCCACAUAGUCUGGUCGCACGCGCCGAGCCGCGGCAAGCGCGCCCUGUUCUGCUGCGGGCGCGAAUUCCUUUUUAUUCUUUUCAAAAGUGUCUGCUGGAGCAAAGGCGAGUUACGCUCCCACAUCGUCUGGUCGCAUGCCCCGAGCCGCGGCAAACGCGCCCUGUUCUGCUGCGGUCGCGAAUUCCGUACACGAAGCAGACUUAAAGACCACAUAGCGAUACACCAUUUGGGGCACGAGAGGGAAAGGAUACAUAAGUGCGACCAAUGCGACAAGGCUUUCGCGAACAAGCAAGUCCUAACUCGGCACAGGAAGAGCCACAGCGACUCCACGUACCCCUGCCCCGACUGUGGGGUCCGCUUCAAGUGCGAGGCCUACGUCAAAGUGCACCAGCAACUCAAGCACCUCAACAUGACCCGAGCAGAAAUAAAGGCUUUAAAACAAGCCAAAAAAGUUUUAAACCCACCGAAAGGUGUACGACCUCUGCCAGGGGCGCCCAACUUUAAUGAGCUACCAAAAGGUUUACAACCUCUUUCAGGGACGCUCAACAUUGAACCUCAAGAUUUAAGUGUGAGAAGUGAAAAAGAAAUAAGUUUUGAGACAGUGUUAGUGAAGCAGGAAGUAGAUAGUGAUAGUGAGAUUAGUGUGCCGCUGUUCGAUUUGGAGGAUUUGAAAAGUAGGGUGUGAUUAAAACAAGCCAAAAAAGCUUUAA
Molecule: messenger RNA, 2278 nt
Organism: Cydia amplana
Lineage: Eukaryota; Metazoa; Arthropoda; Insecta; Lepidoptera; Tortricidae
Product: zinc finger protein 431-like
Exons: 14
Coding region: 1-2253 (750 amino acids)
Biological process (GO): regulation of transcription by RNA polymerase II
Cellular component (GO): nucleus
Molecular function (GO): RNA polymerase II transcription regulatory region sequence-specific DNA binding; DNA-binding transcription factor activity, RNA polymerase II-specific
Source: RefSeq, a predicted model, not a curated record